Castor canadensis (American beaver) is the source of this 1246-nucleotide messenger RNA. It is a transcript of the gene Gipc3, whose product is annotated as GIPC PDZ domain containing family member 3. Lineage: Eukaryota; Metazoa; Chordata; Mammalia; Rodentia; Castoridae. The record is from RefSeq and is a predicted model, not a curated record. Gene Ontology annotation, molecular function: protein binding.
GCCGAGCUUCUCCGGCCAUGGAGGGCGCUGCGGCCCGCGAGCCCCGGGGGGACCGGGGUGACCAGAGGGCCGAGAGCCCGCGCGCGCCCGCGCCCCCGCCAUCUCCCGCGGAGCCCCCCGCGCCCCGCGCGCGCCCGCGCCUCGUCUUCCGCACGCAGCUGGCGCACGGCAGCCCCACGGGCAAGAUCGAGGGCUUCACCAACGUCCGCGAGCUCUACGCCAAGAUCGCGGAGGCCUUCGGCAUCGCGCCCACCGAGAUCUUGUUCUGCACCCUCAACAGCCACAAGGUGGACAUGCAGAGGCUGCUGGGGGGACAGAUCGGCCUGGAGGACUUCAUUUUCGCCCACGUGCGAGGGGAGACCAAGGAGGUGGAGGUCACCAAGACGGAGGACGCGCUGGGGCUGACCAUCACGGACAAUGGGGCCGGCUACGCCUUCAUCAAGAGGAUCAAGGAGGGCAGCAUCAUCAACCGCGUCGAUGCAGUGCGCGUGGGCGACGGCAUCGAAGCCAUCAACGACCACUCCAUCGUGGGCUGCCGCCACUACGAGGUGGCCAAGAUGCUCAGGGAGCUGCCCAAGUCCCAGCCCUUCACCCUGCGCCUGGUGCAGCCCAAGAGAGCCUUCGAUAUGAUUGGCCAGAGGAGCCGCAGCAGCAAGUGUCCCGUGGAAGCCAAAGUGACCAGCGGGAGGGAGACCCUGCGGUUCCGAGCUGGGGGCGCCGCCACAGUGGAGGAAAUGCCCAGUGAGUUUGAGGAGGCUGCGUCUCAGAAGGUGGACGACCUGCUGGAGAGCUACAUGGGCAUUCGGGACCCUGAGCUGGCAUCGACCAUGGUGGAGACGUCCAAGAAGACGGCGAGUGUCCAGGAUUUUGCGCGCUGUUUAGACUCGGUCUUGGGCGAGUUCGCCUUCCCGGACGAGUUUGUGGUGGAGGUGUGGGCCGCCAUCGGGGAGGCCCGGGAGGCUUGUGGCUAGUGUGUCCGGGGCCGAGCGCAGCCCCAGCCCGGAGCCCAGCCCCCUGCCCCAGCCCUGCUCCAGCGCCAAGACCAACUCUAGAACCCAAUCCAGUUCCGAGACCCAAGCCAGGUCCACAACCCAGUCCUGCUCUAGAACGCGGCCCAGCUCUGAGAGCAAGCCCUAUUCUAGAACUCAGGUCAGCUUUGAGACCAAGCCCAGCUCCAGAGGCCAGCCAGGCUCCGACACCAAGCCCUCUUCUAGAGUUCAGGCCAGCUUUGAGAUCAAGCCCAGCU